UUAUAUGUAAAAGUUACAUUUAACUCGUUCUGCCAGUCUGCCAGUAUAAACCGGCGCGCCUUGCAAGCUAGUCAUUUAUUAAAUAAAGAAAAAAAAAACAAAAAGAAAAAUGAACAAAAUAAUAAUUAUAUUCUCACUCUGCGCUUUGCUACUACACCAAGAGGCGAAGGCACAAACAGGACCCAUCGCUGGCUUCAUAAGGACAAACCUCAUUGGUCACCCAGUGAUACACGACAAAGCUUCUUGGGUGUUUGACCCAGAUGUGGCCAUUAAGAGACGAAGGCAGUUCAUUUCCUUACAUGGUGAUAAGGGAGAGAAACUGAUUGAAAGACUAGGUUUAGGAAUUGAUGGGAGAGACGAAGAGAGGCUAGAAGAACAGAGGAAGAGGGAUGAGGGUCAUUUAGGUGGUCUGAAUUAUUAUUUACCUUAGGUAGUUUGUAGUUUUAGGUUAUUUAAUGUAGAUACAAUUUGUAGAUGUAAAUAAAUGUAUUUAGUUAG
Molecule: messenger RNA, 498 nt
Organism: Spodoptera frugiperda (fall armyworm)
Lineage: Eukaryota; Metazoa; Arthropoda; Insecta; Lepidoptera; Noctuidae
Exons: 2
Coding region: 110-430 (106 amino acids)
Source: RefSeq, a predicted model, not a curated record